Messenger RNA from Candida tropicalis MYA-3404, 2172 nucleotides. RefSeq names its product ATP-dependent DNA helicase (gene CAS1). The transcript has a single exon. Gene Ontology annotation, cellular component: Ku70:Ku80 complex; nucleus. NCBI's taxonomy places the organism in Eukaryota, Fungi, Ascomycota, Pichiomycetes, Serinales, Debaryomycetaceae. Gene Ontology annotation, molecular function: double-stranded DNA binding; damaged DNA binding; telomeric repeat DNA binding. The record is from RefSeq and is a predicted model, not a curated record. Gene Ontology annotation, biological process: double-strand break repair via nonhomologous end joining; cellular response to gamma radiation; cellular response to X-ray. Bases 1 to 2172 code for a protein of 723 amino acids.
AUGAGUUGGUAUUCCCAGGAAGCUACUGAUGAAUCAUCAAGAGCAUUUCAACAAUAUGAAAUCAAAGAAGGAAUAGCCUUUCUUAUUGAGAUAACUCCAGAAUUAUUAGCCCCAGUUAGUGAACUAAAUUCUAGGUCCCAAUUAUUUGAAAUUUUAUCAAGUAUAAAUGAUUUAAUGCAAGAAUUGAUAAUGACUUCAAGAAGUACUGGUAUUGGGAUAUAUCUUUAUAAUUGUCAACCAAAUUCAAAGCUACGUUCCAUGAAAAAUCCUAGUAAUUUCCAGAAAUUAUUCCAUUUGAAUGUUUUGAAUUUGCAAAAUAUGAAGAAAUUGAAUGAUAUGAUUCAAGAUGUAAGUAUUAAACCAUUAAAUGAAAUUUUCAAAUAUAAGCCAAGUGAAAGUGAAACACAAUUGACUACAGUUUUAAGUAAAAUGAUUGAUGAAUUUACAAAUAAAAAGGAGUUUAAUAAAAGAAGAAUGUUUUGGAUUACUACUAAUGAUAAACCAUAUACUCAAGAAACUACAAAAGAAGCGAUUUGGAGAAUAAUUGAUGAUUUUUACUAUUAUGGAUUUUUCAUUGAGCCUUUUUUCUUAUCUUCAGGAGAUAAAAGAUUUGAUUUUGAAUUAUUUAAAGAUAUUUUCAUGAAUACAAAUUAUCUUAAAAGAAGUCAAGAACGUGCUCUUCAAGAUGAAGAACAAGAACGUGAUCUUGAAAAUGAACAAGAAUUAGUUAGACCAAGAGGGUUUUCUAAAGAUAGUGCUGUUUUUAAAUAUUCAAUUGUGGGAAAACAAAUUAGACAACGUAUUUUUCGUAUUAAAGAAGUUAGAAGAAUGCAGUUCACAUGUGAUUUAAUUCUAAGUGAUGAUGGUACUCUUGGUGGUGGAUUGGGGUGCACUAUUAGAGCCUAUACUUUAUAUUCACAUGAGAAGAUAAAAAAGAAUGAGUUGUUGUUGUAUACACGAGAUGAAACUUUAAAAAAAGUGUUUACAACGAAUAAACUUAAACAACGAGGUGAAGAAAUUGUAAUUAAAAAGGAGAAAGGUAAAUCUGCUACACAAUUAAAAGAAGAAUCUGGUAUUAGAAAAGGUUAUGAGAUUGGUGGCGGUGAAGAUGUGGUUUUUUUGAAUAGAGAACAGUUGGAAUUUCUUACAAAUUAUGCAUUUGAUCAUCGAUUACAUGAAUCAGAAAGUUUAGAUACUACAUUUGUGGAUAUCACUGUUGAUGAAGCAACACAGGGGAAACCUGUUCUUUUUUCAAAACCCCCAUAUUUGAAAUUAAUUGGAUUUAGAGACUUGAAUCAAUUCAAUCCGGUGUAUACUUGUGGACCUCCAACUUUUGUAACUGCUGAUAUUGAAAAUGGUUUGGUUACUACUAGUCUACAAGGUGGUUUUUCUAAUUCUUUAGAAACUUUUGCUUCAUUAUACCGAUCAUGUAUUAAACUAAAACAGUAUGCGAUUGUCUUUGGAUGUACAAGAAGUAAUUCCCGUCCAUUUUUAUAUGCGUUGUAUCCUACUUGUACAACAAAUUCGUCUAAAUUGAUUUCUGGCUCAGAAUUCCCACAAGGUUUUUUAUUAAUCAAGUUACCAUGGUUAGAAGAUGUUAGAUCAUUGCCAGGAGAAUAUAUUAACCAUACCAAAUCAGAACCAAUUCAAACAGAUGAUGAUUUGGUUGAAAAUUUUAAAGAAUUAUUACCUAAAUUUAAACUUCAACCAUAUAAUCCCAAAGAUUUUCCUAAUCCAACAAUGAAUUAUUUUUAUAAAGUUGCCAAACAUGAAAUUUUACAAAUUGAUUUUACACCACAAGAUAAAAUACUACUGAAGAAUGAUAUAACCAUAAAGAAAUUACAAGAAGUUAAACAGUCAAUUUCAAAUGAUGAAUCAUCUAUUGAGAUACUAAAAAAGAUUAAUUUAAAGUUAAAUGAAAUUGAACGAGUUGAAUCUAAGAAAAGACCAGUUAUUGAACAAAGCAAUGAACCUAAAAAGAAAUUAAAACCAAAUGUUGAAAUUUCAGAAGAUAAAAUUUUAUUUGCUUGGAAGAAUGAUACUUUGAUUCAAUUCAACAUGGAUCAAUUAAGAAGUUUUAGAAAAAAGUACCCUGAUAUAAAGUAUGCUUCAAAAAAAGUUGAGUUAAUUGAAAAUAUCAAAGAAUUUUUGAAUAGUAGGCAAAAGAAAUAA